Racocetra fulgida is the source of this 839-nucleotide messenger RNA. The record is from the annotation of a GenBank genome assembly. NCBI's taxonomy places the organism in Eukaryota, Fungi, Glomeromycota, Glomeromycetes, Diversisporales, Gigasporaceae.
AUAUUUUUAAGGAAAUGGAAGACGACUUUGAAUUUGUUACAAACAGUAACCCACACCUGACAAACCCUGACUCCCUUGGUAUUUAUAGCAUUAACCAAGUGGAAUCUUAUAGCGAUAAUACUUCCGUGUGUCCUAUCCCACCUGGCUCUCCAGCUUAUUCUUCUUCUAUGGCUAGUUCUCCGCGUGAGUUUUCCUCAACCCCAGUAAAUGGGUUCCAACAGGACCUUCCAUUUGAGCCGUAUCAUGACGAUCCUGAGGAGGCUUCAGCUACCCAACUGUUAUAUACUUCUUUUGACGGUCCCAUCGAUUCUGAUAAUGGAAAAUGUCCGAUAAACAUUGAAGAAGAUAAUGAAUUUCAUUCUAAUACCCAUGGCCACGACAAAAAUCAUGGUCACCAUCAUUGUGGUGAUAAUGUCAAUGUUAGAGCAGCUAUACUUCAUGUUUUGGGGGAUCUUCUCUCAUCGUUAGGCGUUCUAAUUUCAUCGAUAGUAAUUACGCUUGAUCCAAGUCAAUCAUGGGUUGAUCCAUUGUGUACAUUUAUCUUUUCUACUUUUGUUAUGCUUUCAACUGUUGGAAUAGUGCGAAGUAGCGUAAGAGUUUUAAUGGAAGCUACUCCGCCGCACAUCGAUGCUCAUGCUGUAAGGGCUGAUUUAGAGGAAAUUCCUGGUGUAAAGAGUGUUCAUGAUUUACACAUAUGGGAAUUAACUGUUGGAAGGCUUCACCCAUAUGAACCAGAAAUUCAACAAGAACCUUUGAAGCCCACUGAAAUAUUAGCGAAGGCUAGACGUAUGUUGAAAAAUAAUUAUGGCAUCUUACAGGUGACUAUUCAAGUCGAAUAA